Molecule: messenger RNA, 1781 nt
Organism: Eucalyptus grandis
Lineage: Eukaryota; Viridiplantae; Streptophyta; Magnoliopsida; Myrtales; Myrtaceae
Product: interferon-related developmental regulator 1
Exons: 14
Coding region: 322-1626 (434 amino acids)
Source: RefSeq, a predicted model, not a curated record
UCAAGAUACCUAAUCCGUAAAAGCCCCCGGAAUUGCGCCUCAACUAGAUUUCCUGCUAGAUUUAUCGUCGGCCGACACGAAAAUCCUAUCUGUCUGGACACAUACAUCAUCGGACAAAUGAAGCCGAACUCUCCUCGUACACGAAUCGCAACCCGGAAGCCGCUCCCGUGCCUACUCAACACCUCCUCCGCCUCCCCACAUAUUCACGUCGCUGCGCGUCGUACGAAGCCUGGACAGCGACACGCCACGUUUUUCGGGUGAAAGCCAUCGAGCUCUCGCCGACGGCCACCUGCUUUUCCGUUCACAGGGCACGAAGCGAACAUGGGACUUCAGAAGCGUUCGGGCCGCGCGAGGAAAGACGGCGGCGGGUCUGCGCAUUGGGCGGACGCGGACGCGGGAGAGGGCGAGGUCGCGGCGAAGAGAGCGCCGAGCGUGCCGAUGCUGGAGUUGGGGUAUUACUUAGAGGAGCUGUUCAAGAAGAAGGGGUCGGUUAGAGAAGAUGCAUUGACCUCCAUAAUCCAGAUAUUCAGCCACCAGAUAAAGCAUGAAUUCGUCGAGGAUAACUUUGCUACUUUGCUCUAUCGAUUCCUGAAUUGUGUGAAGAAUGGUUCGCCUAAGGAGGUGGCCUUAGCAUCUCGUGCUAUUGGGUUGCUGGCAAUGACAACCAAAUGCAGAGACAAGGCUCGCGAACUAUAUGAAGAAUCUGUUUCCUUAUUUUCCAAGGCACUUAAACCUCAUGCCAAGAAACUCUACAACGAGAUGACGAAUAGCUUGGUGGUGGUUACCUACUUCUGUGCAGAUGCUUCGGUGGAGACUGAAAAGUCUAUGCAGAUUUUAUGGGAUUUCAUCCACCAACAAGGUGGCACUAAUAUAUCUGAGGAUGCUGAUGCACUGUCCAUUCUUGUUGCUGCAAUAUCUGCAUGGUCCUGCUUGCUCUCAACGCUUGAUGGAUGGAGAGUUGAUAGCAAGCUGUGGAAGGGGGCUAUCCCUUACUUCUUGAGCCUACUAAAGACCAACAAUAUUGAAGCUGUACAACUGGUAGCCUGUGAAGCAUUGUUUUUGAUACUGGAAAUUGGAUCUCUCCGUAAGUUCUCUGAUGAAACUGAGGCUUGCGAUGACAUUGCAAAGCUAGUGAGGAGUACAGUCUGCAGCAUAAAUCCAACCAUCAUCAAAUAUUCAGAGGAGGACAAAUUCCCAAAGAAGAGCAUAGCAGUUGGCAGACAAAGAGUAAAUUUAUCAACAUGGUCAGAGUCAAUACAGCUAAAUUUCUUCAAGCAGUUUCUAGGAAAAGAUGGAUUCAUUACUCAUAUGCUUGGAAACAAACUCCUCAGAGAUGUGUUCGAGUUUGUUAACCAAGAGGGUCCUUCAGACACUCGACUCGACGUACCAGAAAGAGAAGAGGUGGUUAAGCACUACUUGCUUCCGGUUCGAAAGCCUAAAGCUAGAGAUAAAGCAAGAAGCAAAGAGAUUGAUCUUUCUUUCUCUUCCAGCAAGGAAAAACUAGUUGAUCAAAGAAUGAACAAGUCGGCAAAUUCUGCUAAAAACAAAGCAAGGACACAGCUCUUGAACAAGAACCGAACGUCGUCAGAGGAAAGAAACAUUGGCCAUUUCAUUUCUGAAGAUUGAAAGUCCAUAUACUUAGACAUGCAAACUAGUCGGCUACUCACUGUGAUGAUCAUAAUUUCCGAGAAAUCUCAUUCUUUUUGGUCAUUAUUGGCAUUGUUGUUGUAACAUAAUUCACACUUGCAAGCUAAUACCAUGCUUUUCAUCACUUAUGCCAA